AUGACAGAUGGUAAAGUCAGUUGCCGCUGUACCCUUGUCCUUCUGCACGCUUUAGUCUCGGAAAAUGCUACACCACCUUAUUCGACAAACAAAUCCCCUUCUUGGCGAAAGCUGGAUAUUAGUUUAGAUACCACCUUCAACUUCGAGAGUGGUAUUACUAUUUUUUCAAGACAUCUGAGAAUUGAGCCGGCUAUACAGAAGUUUGAAUAUCUUUUAUAA
This is a messenger RNA of Plasmopara halstedii, 219 nucleotides long. RefSeq lists its product as uncharacterized. The transcript is spliced from 3 exons. The coding region runs from base 1 to 219 and encodes 72 amino acids. The record is from RefSeq and is a predicted model, not a curated record. NCBI's taxonomy places the organism in Eukaryota, Oomycota, Peronosporomycetes, Peronosporales, Peronosporaceae.